Molecule: messenger RNA, 3958 nt
Organism: Tripterygium wilfordii
Lineage: Eukaryota; Viridiplantae; Streptophyta; Magnoliopsida; Celastrales; Celastraceae
Exons: 9
Coding region: 328-3825 (1165 amino acids)
Molecular function (GO): flavin adenine dinucleotide binding; oxidoreductase activity, acting on CH-OH group of donors
Source: RefSeq, a predicted model, not a curated record
CAGGUGGAGAAAGCUGACAAAUUCUCCCCAAUUAGAUGCUUUCACAAUUGGUAAACUGUAUUUUGAAACGACCCCCGUUUGUCUUAUUUCUCAAUGUGGUGGUUUUUUUCUCUCAGAAACAAUGAAAUUGUAGCUACUAUCGACAAAGCACACAUAAAGGACGAAAUUGAUACCCUAGGACUUAUACUGUGGUGGUUUGUCUGGAUUGAUAGAUUCAUGUGAAUCUGAUACUGAGAUUCUCAGAGGUUUUCAUAUUUCUUCACUGUUUUAUGCUAAUUGACCUCGUUAGUAACUUAGAACUGAAUUUGCUCUGGCAUUUCUGAGGAAAUGAAGAGGCAAGAAUAUUCAGGGGGAAGGUUUGUUAUGGGAGAAGGAUUUGAUGCUAUUGUUGUGGGGUCUGGAUAUGGUGGUUCGGUUGCUGCUUGUCGAAUGUCAACGGCAGGAAUAAAGGUAUGUCUGCUAGAGAAAGGCAAGAGAUGGGAAGCUCAAGAUUUUCCAACUGACAGUUUGAAAAUGAUGUCUACUGUGAGGAUGGAGAAUCGGAACUUAGGCAUCGGAUUUGGACAUAAGGAUGCUCUGUUUCAGGUAUACGAACAAAACGAUUGCGUAGCAGCUGUAGCCUGUGGGCUUGGUGGUGGUUCGCUUGUGAAUGCUGGUGUAAUGCUACCAACCCCAUUUCGUGCUCGAAGGGAUCCAAAAUGGCCAAAAGAGUGGGAAAGGGAUUGGGAUAUUUGUGAGGCUUUUGCCGCAGCCAUGCUGCGUAUACAAAGUGUUCCUGUCAAGUUUCCAAUGGCCAAGGUCAUGGACAGAAUAGUUGAUGGAGAAAUGGAAGAGAGUUCGAUCAAGCUGAGUGUGAAUUUUGAUCUGGAAGAUCUUCCCACCCAUUUGGGAGAGAGCCAGCAGAUGAAUAGCUGCUUAGCUUGUGGGAAUUGUCUCUCUGGGUGUCCAUAUAACGCCAAGAAUUCUACAGACAAAAAUUAUUUGCAUUCCGCAAUCCAGGCAGGAUGCAUUGUUAAAACAAACUGUCAAGUUCAGUAUGUUGUCAAAAAUCCACAAGACAUUUCCCUUGAAGGCAGAACUGGCAGUAAAAGAGGAAGAUGGCUUGUUUACUUAAAUGAAUUUGAUUACAUAUCCUCUGACUUUGUAAUUUUAUCAGCCGGAGUAUUGGGCACCGCUGAGAUACUACUGCAAUCACAAUUGAGAGGGCUGAAACUUUCAGAAGCACUUGGGUCUGGAUUCAGUUGUAAUGGGAACACUGUUGCAUAUCUUGCUGGAAGUCGAGCACCCUUGGGUGCUUACGGAUUGGACCGAAAGAAGAUCUCAAGGGCACCUUUCCAAGAACGGCCAGGGCCAUCCAUCUCUUCAUCUUACACUUCUUCACGUGGUUUCACAGUCCAGAGUGCUGUACUUCCAGCGGCUUAUCCUUACCUGCUCUUUAAAGGUAUUGCUACUAAUGGAUGGCCAGCAGGUUACUGGUUCUUUCAUGGGAUCAUUGACAAGCUAAAGCAUAUCAUGAAAUUUGAAUCAACUCAAGCAAUGGUUUUCAAUGCAAUGGGCUACGAUCAGAGUGAUGGUAAAAUUUGGUUAGAAAAGAGCUCGGGAAAAUUCUGUUUUAGUCCACCACAUGAUCCUUUACUUCCCCGAAAAAUUGAGGCCUUUCAAAAGCUAGCCAAAAAAUUAGGGGGCAUACUCUUUAUAUCUAAGUAUAGGAGCACAUCAGUUCAUCUUUUAGGGGGGUGUAGUGCAUCAUCAGAUUCUUCGCGUGGGGUUUGUUCCCACACUGGUCAAGUUUUUGAUCCAUAUACACCUGCUGCUGUGCACCAGGGCCUCUAUGUGUGUGACGCUUCCUUGAUCCCAUGUUCUGUCGGCAUAAACCCUUCGUUAACAAUAGCGACAGCAGCCGAACAUGUGAGCAGAUACCUUGUGCAGGAUAUUCUGGAGUAUAAAAGCAGAAGAGGUAUUAAACCUGAGGUUGAGACUGUUGAAAAACCUAAAAUUAUGAUUACAGAUGAAACUUCAGAGACCAAACAACAAUCAACAGUAAUGUUCAACGAAACCAUGAGUGGCUAUGUGGAGGGUAUGCCAUGCGCAGCUCAUUUGAAAAUAAGAAUGAACAUUCCAGACAGAUUCCAUCCUUCUCUAAGAGGUAAAGUUGGUGGGUAUCUCGUGUUCAGAGCCAUCGAGGAGGAUAAGAUACAUGUUAUAGAUGGAGAAAUCAAUUUGUGUGACGUAGAUUGCAAAACACCAUACACACAGUAUAUGCACUAUAGUCUUCUCCUUGUGGCUUCUUCUGGUUCAAGAUAUAUUCUGGAAGGAAAGAAGAUACUGAAUCCUUUUUUAUUUGGACUGUAUGCCUGGAAGGAGACAACAACAUUGCAUGUGAUGCUCAAAAAGAUUGAUGCGAACAAUUCAAGGGAUUCAACAGUGCAUAUGAAAGGAAUUCUCAAAAUUUCCAUUAUUGAGCUCCUAAAGACUUUGCUGAGCCUUGCAGGAAAUGGUAGAGAAAUGUUCUUAUGGGUUUUUUUGCAGACUUUGGUGAGAACCUAUAUCUUACAAAUACCGCGAGGAAAUCCAGACUCAUCUUUACUAGAUGUUAAUCAUAAAUCUUAUCCAAGCGGCACUCUUCAUGAAAUUGAAACAGAAGAUGGAUGCAUCAUCAGUUACAGGCAAUGGAAGUCCAUUCAAAACUCCAGGAGACCUAAAGAAGGGGAAUCAUAUCCAGUUCUUCUUCUUAAUGGGUAUGCAACUGAGAGUUACUGGCUUCCCACAGAACCUAAUGAUUUAAUCAGAACUUUACUAGAGGAAGGGCGUGAAGUAUGGCUGCUGCAAUCAAGAUUGCACCCUCACAAUCCUUAUAGCAACUUCACGAUCGAAGAUAUUGGAAGAUUUGAUAUCCCUGCCGUGAUCAGUAGGAUGCUGGACUUGCAUGAGCAAAGCACAAAGGUGCAUGUAGUUGCACACUGUGUUGGAGGGUUAGCGAUUCACAUGGCACUUAUGGGCGGCCACCUAUCUGCGAACAAAAUAGCUUCUCUGUCUUGCACAAACUCUUCAAUGUUCUUCAAGCUUAACCUUUUAUCCACUGUUAAAUCAUACCUUCCACUAAUCCCAAUAUCAAUGGCUAUACUGGGCAAAGACAAUAUCAUACCUCUGGUGGAAACAUCGAAGGCCAGUACGCGACACCAGAUCGUGAAAUUCAUUGCCCAGAUGAUACCUCGUUAUGAGAGAUGCACCUGCAAGGAAUGUGAGGUCAUUUCUGGAAUAUUUGGGAAUGCUUUUUGGCAUCAAAACAUAAGCCCCACUGUGCACGACUGGUUAAACAAGCAAAGCUCAACUAGGCUUCCCUUUUCACCAUUUAUGCACCUCAGAAAGAUCUUCAAAACCGGAUAUAUCUUGGACAGCAAUGGUAACAACACAUUUUUGAUCCAUCCAGAGAGAAUGCAACUGUCCACACUAUAUAUUUCUGGCGGCCGGAGUCUCCUCGUAACUCCAGAGACAUCAUUUUUAGCAAACAAUUACAUGAAGUUACACCAGCCUGGUUUCAAGCAUGAAAGGGUGGUUGUGGAGGGUUUUGGACAUUCAGAUUUGUUGAUUGGAGAGGAAUCUCCCAAGAAGGUAUUUCCUCAUAUUUUAUCUCACAUGAAGUUAGCUGAACAAGGAGGAGAUGGUCUGAUGAGAAACAAUGAGAAGAGUUAUGAUAAGGAGGCCUUAAAUUGGGCAAGUGAUCCUUAUGAUUAUGAAAGAUCAGAGAGCUGGUUUACCCCUUCUUUUUUUGUUUUCUUGUUCAUAUUGUUGAUUCUUAUGUAUGUUGCUUUGUCUAUAUGUUAAUUUUAAAUCCCAAAGGAUCGAAUAUUCGAUCAUAUUGUUCAGUGAUGCCAUCUUUGCUUUUGGUUGUAUAAAAAAUUUGUUCAUGUAGCUUUGUCUUGUCUUUGAGGUAUAUGCCAUAUAAUUGUUCCUUGUU